This is a messenger RNA of Trematomus bernacchii (emerald rockcod), 1415 nucleotides long. It is a transcript of the gene galm, whose product is annotated as galactose mutarotase. NCBI's taxonomy places the organism in Eukaryota, Metazoa, Chordata, Actinopteri, Perciformes, Nototheniidae. Gene Ontology annotation, biological process: beta-D-galactose catabolic process via UDP-galactose, Leloir pathway; glucose metabolic process. Gene Ontology annotation, molecular function: carbohydrate binding; aldose 1-epimerase activity. The record is from RefSeq and is a predicted model, not a curated record.
GAAGAAGGAGAAGCCGGAUGUAAACAAGUCCGGUCCGAAGUCUCUUCAUGACCGGGGAGACUUUAUAAAGAGAGGACAGCCCACCAUGACUGAUGUGAGUGUGCAGCAGUGGGGGGAGGUGGGGGGCCGGGGCCCCGUGGACCUGUGGGUGCUGCAGUCGGCCCAGGUGCGGGUGGAGGUCCUCAGCCUGGGGGCCAUCCUCAGGUCUGUGUGCUGCAGAGGGAGGGAGGGCCACAUGGAGGACGUGGUGCUGGGCUUCGAUCACCUGGAAGGUUAUCUGUCAGAUCAGCGCUACCUUGGAGCUACGGUGGGCCGCGUGGCCAACAGGAUCGCACGGGGGCACUUUGUGGUGGAGGGGAAAGAGUACCGACUAGAUAUCAAUAAUGGACCCAAUGCACUGCAUGGAGGGCUGCGAGGCUUCAAUAAGGCGAUCUGGCUGGCUACAGCAGUGGAAGGCGGAGUACAGCUGAGUCUUACCAGUCCAGAUGGGGACCAGGGUUAUCCUGGAGAGGUGCAGGUCUCUGUCUCCUACACACUGCAGGGGGAAACUCUAACUGCUGAAUACCAAGCCCGCUCUACAAAGACCACCCCCAUCAACCUCACCAACCACUCAUACUUCAACCUGGCGGGACAGGCUGCAGCAGAUAUCUACGACCAUCAGGUGUCCAUCAGUGCUCAGUCCUACCUUCCUGUGGAUGACUCAUCGAUUCCAACUGGAGAGAUCCGCCGGGUGAAAGGCACACCCUUUGACCUUACCACGCCUGUUCUGAUUGGCCCUCGGCUAAAGGAAGUUCCGGGUCCUGGGUUUGACCAUAACUUCUGCCUGUCGUUCCCUGGAGACAGCUGGACAGAGAGAGGUGCUGCCAGAGUGUGUCACCCAGCUAGUGGGCGGGUCCUAGAGGUUUCUACAAGCCAACCUGGAGUCCAGUUCUACACUGCCAAUUUCCUGGAUGGUCUGACAGGAAAGGGGGGGGUGAUGUACAGGAAGCACAGCUCCUUCUGCCUGGAGACGCAGAACUGGCCUGAUGCCGUGAACCAGGCUCCCUUUCCUUCCUGUCUCCUGUGUCCCGGUGAGGACUACCAUCAUGUGACUCGCUUCACCUUCACCACUGUGUGACCUCCAGCAGGACAGACAAGAAGAAAUCUAGAGAAGGACGUCCAAUUGUUGAUUGUACAUAUAAUUGUUUGCAGUAUGAUCAGGAAGCAUAGUGUUCAUCAGACGGUGCCUUUCUCACUUCCCCUCUGUGUAACUGUGUCAUUUCAUGCAGAUGUUUUGAAUGUGGAUGAUUUCAGUGCAGCGGGCUGUGAUGCAGAGAGGGACUCUGACUAUACUCUGUUAGUUAUAAUGAUUUAUCAUCCUGUGCCAUACAAUUAUUACUUUGAACAAAGAAUACAUAAAGAGCCUUCUCAACCAA